AUCUUGCCCAUAAUAAACCAGUUUUCUCUCUCUAUACUCUUUCUCUCUCAUACUUCAAAAAUGGCUUCCGCCGCCGGCCUCUGUAUUUCCCGGUUAAGACAGCCGGACUCCGGCAGCAGUAAUAAAAAACAUUUCAGUGGUAAAAACUCCACUAUGUUAUAUUAUGGCCAAUCGGUUAACUUUUACUCAAAUAACAAGAAACAUGGGUCACUCUCAAUUCGAUCUAUGAACGGUACACAAACUGAUCCAACGGCUCCUAUUGGUACAAUCGAAACUAGAUGUUUUCCGGUCGCCUCUUCCUUAAAAACCGCCGCCGACCGCCUCAAUCUCGCCGUCGCCGAAAUGAAGUCCGAUUCCCCUCCGGCAGCUCAUUCUGGAAUUAUCCGUUUACAGGUACCAAUCGAUGAACAAAUCAAAGCAAUCGACUGGUUAACGGCACAGAGACACCUCGAUCUACCUCGUUGUUUUUUUUCCGGCCGAACUCAAAUCGUUUGUUCUGAUCGUUUGAUUGAUGAUUCCGACUUGAAUGGGUCCACUCCUAAAGACCAUCGAUUGGUCAGUGUCGCCGGUAUCGGUUCUUCCGUCUUCUUCCGUGAUAAUCAACCCUUUUCUUUUAACGAUUGGCGCACAAUCAAGAGGUUCCUUUCUAAGAGUUCCCCUUUACUCCGAGCUUAUGGAGGUAUCCGAUUUGAUCCAAAAGCUGAUACUUCACCUGAAUGGGCACCAUUUGGAUCAUUCUAUUUUAUGAUUCCUCAGGUUGAGUUUGAUGAGCUUGAUGGAAGCUCAAUCCUUGCUGCUUCCAUCGCUUGGGAUGGUGAUGUUUCAUGGUCAUAUGAAAAAUCUGUAGCUAAACUUCAGUCUACCCUUCAUCAGCUAUCUGCUGUUUUGGGGCAGCAAAAUGGAGCUCCUUAUGCUUCAAUUCUCGGCAACAAUAACGUUCCCACUAAGAUAGGUUGGGAUCGUGCUGUUGGUAGGGCAUUGGAGAUGAUAAACCUCGAUAGUUCACCUCUUAAGAAGGUCGUUCUUGCUAGGAGUUGCAGAGUUGCAACUGCUUCCGAGAUAGAUCCUCUAAGAUGGUUGGCAUCUGCACAGGCUGAUGGAGAACAAUUUUAUCAAUUUUGUCUCCAACCUCAGAACAGUGCAGCCUUCAUUGGAAACACUCCUGAGCAACUGUUUCAUCGUAACGAACAUAGCGUAACUAGUGAAGCUUUGGCUGCAACCCGAGCUAGAGGUGGAUCAGAGCCCUUGGAUGUUCAAAUUGAGCGUGAUUUACUCACCAACCCAAAGGACCAUGGAGAGUUUACUAUUGUGCGCGAAAGCAUAAGGAGAAGAUUAGAGGGUGUAUGCACUGAAGUAACAGUUGAACCAAGUAAAGUAGUACGAAAACUCCCACGAGUGCAGCAUCUUUAUGGUCGAUUGAAAGGGACGUUGAACAGUGAAGAUGAUGAGUUUGAGAUCUUGUCUUCCCUACAUCCAACUCCAGCUGUUUGUGGAUUUCCUACUGAAGAGGCUCGACGUCUAAUUGCAGAAUCUGAAAAUUUUGACAGAGGUAUGUAUGCCGGGCCAGUUGGUUGGUUUGGAGGAGCUGAGAGUGAAUUUUCUGUUGGAAUUAGGUCGGCCUUAGUUGAAAAGGAUUUGGGUGCCUUGAUUUAUGCGGGAACUGGCAUUGUGGAUGGUAGCGAUUCAUCUCUAGAAUGGGAAGAAUUGGAGCUGAAGACAUCUCAGUUUACCAAGUCGUUGAAUGCGGAGAAAGCUAUGUUAGUAACUGCAUCAGAUUAAUGUGAAGAAACUCUGAUUCAAGAGGAUGAUCAUGGAUGGAUCUGCAAUAGAAUGUGAUGAUAAUAAUAAAAAUAAAUAUGUCUUGUGUAUAUUAAAUUUGUACUGCAAGACCAAUUUCUACAUUUUUUUUUGUAUGAUUGUUUGGUGCUUAUAUUUCUAUUUCCAGUCAUUAUGGUUGAUAAAUAUGUAUGUAGUUGCAAGCAUGCUUUAUGUGAAUUGUCAAUGGAAAUGAAAAUCUUGCUUUUUAA
Impatiens glandulifera is the source of this 2027-nucleotide messenger RNA. RefSeq names its product isochorismate synthase 1, chloroplastic-like. Gene Ontology annotation, cellular component: plastid. The coding region runs from base 61 to 1779 and encodes 572 amino acids. Gene Ontology annotation, biological process: phylloquinone biosynthetic process. The transcript has 15 exons. NCBI's taxonomy places the organism in Eukaryota, Viridiplantae, Streptophyta, Magnoliopsida, Ericales, Balsaminaceae. The record is from RefSeq and is a predicted model, not a curated record. Gene Ontology annotation, molecular function: isochorismate synthase activity.